This is a messenger RNA of Porites lobata, 1005 nucleotides long. The record is from the annotation of a GenBank genome assembly. NCBI's taxonomy places the organism in Eukaryota, Metazoa, Cnidaria, Anthozoa, Scleractinia, Poritidae.
UUAUUGGUCUUUACGUCAACAGCUCAAUUCCUUCGUUACUUCAGAACGGUAAAGGAGAAAUGUCAAAGAAUAAAAAAAGGAAAAAAUGAAGAGCACAAGCAGAGGUGCAAAAUGAGUAGACGUCUCACAAGUGUAAGUAUAAGGAAGUUUUUUUUUCAAACAUCUGAACAUGGUCAAAUAUAAAAACAGUUUUCCAUGUCGUCAUGAAAAACAAUGUAUAAUAUGUUUAUAAUUUCAUAAUGAUAUUUAUUGUCAGUGAUACGUACAUUGUUUUUUUUUUCUGAUCUUAACUGCAGUAUAUGGGUGAGACCACUUUUAUCCUUAGUUAUUUUAUUUUUACUUUCUUGAACAAAUUCCAUUAUUACAAACAUGAAUUCAGGGUUCUCAUUAAUUUUUCAAGUAGACAGCUAGGAUGUUAAAGUAGGCGGCUUGGAAACUGAGUACUGUAGGCAAUUUCAGGCUUUUACUCUCUAACUUUACUCUAUUUCCCCAAAAAGUAGAUGGCUCAAACCUCCAAGCAGUCGGUUUCUAGCCGGCUGCCGGCACUUAAUGAGAACCCUGUGAAUUGAUAGAUUAUAUUUAUUAUUGAAGGACUGCAACAGCAUUAUUUAGUUUGAUUUUUGUGCUUCUUUAUGUUUUUAUUAGAAGCUGGACAAGUGAUGAGGGGCUUUUGAGCUUAUAAGAGAAUCCUUAUCCUCGCGCCAGAAGCAGCUUGCCCCAGAGGUGCUCUAUGUGGAGUACAUGAGCAGUGAGGAGUCUGCCUAUGAAGAUGAGGAAGAUCCCAUCACUGGUGAAGUAACACAGAAACUAAAGGGUUAUUUAACCAAGAAGCUCUCUUGGGAGAGAACAGCCCUGACAAACUUAAAAAGCAAGCUUGACAGAGCCCAUUAUAGAAGCCUCACCCCUCAUGCCAAAGCAUUGGCAAAGCCCAAGUUUGAGGGUGAUAUAUCAAAGAGGCCAGCACCCGAUGGUCCAUCAUGGGCCGUGAGACAGGCCAUUGCUUAA